Molecule: messenger RNA, 359 nt
Organism: Adineta ricciae
Lineage: Eukaryota; Metazoa; Rotifera; Eurotatoria; Adinetida; Adinetidae
Source: the annotation of a GenBank genome assembly
AAGAGUGAAUCAAACUGUAAUGUGGAUUUGACAAUAGGUAUUUCACCUUUUUUGAGACAAAAAUCUGGAAAGACUUGUAAAAAAUGGCAAGUUUAUUUCACUGUGAUUCAGUGCUAGUUCGAGUAGAAAUACAGUUCAAUAAGAUCGAAAUUUAAUUCUGAGCAAAUAUGAGCCACAUAUCAGUCAAACCUGGUCAAAUCCAAACCCAAAUCUAGUCAAAUCCAGUCAAAUCCGAAUCCAACUCUGAUCAAAUCCAAUCAAAUCCAACUCUAGAAUUGGAUUUGGAUUUGACUGGAAUUGGAUUUGGUGCAUCCCUACACACAGCUCCAGAAAGUACAAAUGAAGCUGAACAAAAAUAG